This is a messenger RNA of Phytophthora nicotianae INRA-310, 222 nucleotides long. RefSeq lists its product as hypothetical. The record is from RefSeq and is a predicted model, not a curated record. Bases 1 to 222 code for a protein of 73 amino acids. NCBI's taxonomy places the organism in Eukaryota, Oomycota, Peronosporomycetes, Peronosporales, Peronosporaceae. The transcript has 2 exons.
AUGCCGAAGACGUUCUCUAUCGUCUGCCACGUUAAGAACGCAGUGAUGGAGCCCAAUGUGGUGCUGACCGGUUCAGACGACAGUCAUCUUGAGGCCUUAAAGGAGAUGACAGCCUUGCUGGAGAGGUGUCAGAAGUUGCUGAACGAGUGCCUUGAUAACAAGAAGAAGCCCUUGCCUCACUUUUACUUCGUGUCAAACUUGGCGCUGCUGGGGUCCUGCUGA